Molecule: messenger RNA, 2704 nt
Organism: Engraulis encrasicolus (European anchovy)
Lineage: Eukaryota; Metazoa; Chordata; Actinopteri; Clupeiformes; Engraulidae
Gene: rfwd3
Product: ring finger and WD repeat domain 3
Exons: 14
Coding region: 218-2515 (765 amino acids)
Biological process (GO): interstrand cross-link repair; protein ubiquitination
Cellular component (GO): nucleus
Molecular function (GO): protein binding; ubiquitin-protein transferase activity
Source: RefSeq, a predicted model, not a curated record
ACGCCAAGAGUCACUGGCGGGGAUAUUCGAUCUAGCUGCAGCUGGUUGUCCAUGUUAGCAAAACAUCACAUCAUAAACGAUGCAUUGCUGCAUCAGAUAAUGUGAAAAUUGUGAUUCAUUUUACUGUUCAAUAUGUAAUGCGUGUCUAUCUGUAUUUCUGUGCGGACUGGAGACUUGGUAACAAAGGUUUGUGUGAGUCCUCCACGUGCAGGGCACUAUGGAUGAGCUGAUGGAGGUGGACCCCUCUGCUCACUCGACCACUGCCACUGCUGCAGGGUGGCACUCUCAGCAUGCAGUGGGCCAACCUGGCACCACCACCCUCCCAGCGUGGCACUCACAGCCCUCUGGCGGCCUUGGUGGCCAGGCCACCACCCCCCACUUCCCCAUUGUCAUUGAGGACUCUGGCAGCAGCACGGAGGUGGAUGAGGAUAAUGAUGAGGAUGAUGAUGGCCAAAUAGCCUCAGCAGCUCCUCCAACCCCCCUGGCCCUCCAGGCUGCCCCGACCACUUCCGCCUCCUCCUCCACCCCCACCUUCACCUCCGCCCUCAGUCAGCUGAGGGAGAGGCCGGGCCGACCCGCGGCAGAGCUGCCACGGAGGCUUCAGCGCAGGCACAGGACAGAGCGGACGCAGAGGACGGAGAGGAUGCAGUUGACCAAUUUCCUGCCAAGGCUCAGGGCACACAGGUCGCAGGUUCAGUCCCAGCCCCCUUCGCUGCCGCCAGAGGAGGAAGGGUCACGUCCUGAUCUCCCUGUGGAGGUCCGCCACGAAGCCCACGAGGCAGGCGGCGCAGAGGAGGUGCCAGUGGUAGGGGGGCAGGAGCAACCACAGGGAGUACCAGAUCCUCCCCACCCCCUCCAUGGCCCACAGGAGCCGCCCCUGCCCAACUCCAGUCAGGGCCGCCCCCUUCCCUUGGCCCCCACAGAGGAGAGGGAUGCUUCAGUUUCUGCAGAGGAGGCGGCUACUCGCACAGCUGAGGUUGCUGCUGGCACCGCCCCUUCCUCGCCAGUGCCGUCCUCCCCCAGCCCUCCUCCGCCCAAUCAGGAGCCAGAGCCAGAGGAGGGGGAGGGCGAGAUGUGUCCCAUCUGCUUUGAACCCUGGACCACGAUGGGGGAUCAUCGGCUCGCGGCCCUGAAGUGUGGACACCUGUUCGGACACACCUGCAUCAAGAGGUGGCUCCGCAGCGACGGAGCCAAGUGUCCUCAGUGCAACCAGAAAUGCAAGAAGUCGGACAUUGUGCUGUUGUACGCCCGCAAGCUCCGAGCAGUGGACAACACAGAGGAACAAACACUAAAGAGGAGUCUUGAAAGAGAGCAGUCUCUGCGUCGUGCGGCCGAGUUGGAAGCGGCCCAGUACCGACUUAGACUACAGAUCUCUGAAGAGGAGAGGAAUAGACUACGCAAAGAAAUACAGGAGCUGAGGACGCUGAGGGCCCAGGUGGCAGCGCGUUCGGGCCCGAGCGGUGCGGGGGCCGGUGUGUCUGCAUCGCAGGGUGGUGGUGGUGGCGGUGGAGGGCAGUACGCGUUCAGUGCGGGUAUCCUGGUCUCCCAGGCGGGCGGGUGCAGAGUCACGGCGUACUGCGAGCCCCUAGGCUGCCUGCUCGCCUCCCAGCCCUCCGCUCACUCUUCCCUCAUACCAGGUUUUGGUGUUAAAAAGAUCAGUGCUGCGACUAUGAAAGCUUGUCAAUACAUCCCCAUCCACCUGAAGCCAAUACGCGGCCUGGCCUUUAGCAGACAGCAAGACAGCCUACUGCUGUCCUGCGCACUCGACAGUACGCUCAAACUCACCAGUUUGUUGACCAAUACGGUGGUCCAGACGUACCAGACGGGUGUUCCCGUGUGGAGUUGCAGCUGGUGCCAUGACGACAGCAACUAUGUGUACGCCGGCCUGACCAAUGGCAGUGUGCGCGUCUACGACGUGCGAGACACCAGCACACACGUGCACGAGCUUCACGCCCUCGGCAGCAGGUGUCCCGUGGCGUCCCUGACCUACAUGCCUCGUGCUGCGUCGAGCACGUUCCCGGUGGGGGGCCUCCUGGCUGGCUCUCUGGAGGGCGGCUGCUUUUGGGAGCGCAGGGGCGACACCUAUCACCCACACACGCUCCCCCUGGAGGCCGGAAACUGUAUUGACCUGCAGGUGGAGCCAGAGAGCAGGCACUGCCUCGUCACAUACAGGCCUGGUCGCUCCAACCCAGCUCUGCGGUGUGUGUUGGUUGAGAUGACCCGUGACGACAGUACAUGUUCCUGUUCCCCAGUCCAGACGUUCACUGCGGGCUGCUCCUCCAAAAUGCUAACCAAGAACUCCAUCUUCAAACACCCUCUCACGGACAAAACGCUCGUCUGCGCUGGGGAUGAGGCGUCCGCCUCCACCAUGGUGUGGGAUGCGGCCACUGGGGCCCUGCUACAGAAGCUUCGGGCUGACCUGCCGGUCCUCGACAUCUGCCACUUUCAGGCCAACGACACCCACUUCCUGUCCUCUCUAACUGAGAAAAUGGUGAAGAUAUACAAGUGGGAGUGACCAAAGAGAACCCAAAAAGGCACAUGGUGCCUACAGCUGUUUUUAUGUGUGUCUGUGUAUGUGCGCGUGCGUGUAUGUGUAUGUGUGUACGCAUGCUUGAGUGUGUGUGUGUUUUCAUGUUCUCGUGUUCAUAUGUUUAUACUGCUGCUACAUUUGAUAAUAAAGUAAAACAUAUGUUUUUUACUACAA